UAUACAAUUUUGUAAAUAAGUGAUUUUUCUCCUUCACUGAUGUGCGCUAAUGAGGCUGCGGUGAUGGCCACUGAUAGGCUGCACUGAUGGACUCUGAUAGGUGGCACUGACUGGCAGCACUGAUAGGUGGCACUAAUUGGCAUUGGUAGGUGGCACUGACUGGCACUGAUGGGUGACAUUGAAAGGCAGCUCAGAUGGGCACUGAUAUGUGGCAUUGAUGUGCACUGGUAUGCACUGAUAUGUGGCACUGAUGGGCACUGGCAUGUGGCACUGAUGAGCACUGACUGCUGGCACUGAUGGACACUGACAGGUGGC
Molecule: messenger RNA, 315 nt
Organism: Staurois parvus
Lineage: Eukaryota; Metazoa; Chordata; Amphibia; Anura; Ranidae
Source: the annotation of a GenBank genome assembly